Messenger RNA from Ruditapes philippinarum (Manila clam), 2474 nucleotides. Its product is annotated as zinc finger protein 665-like. The coding region runs from base 376 to 1410 and encodes 344 amino acids. The transcript is spliced from 3 exons. Lineage: Eukaryota; Metazoa; Mollusca; Bivalvia; Venerida; Veneridae. The record is from RefSeq and is a predicted model, not a curated record.
GGUCAUGAUAAUUGUUAUUCAAUGAAUUUAAAUUUGAACAUACACGACUAUAAUAUACCAUUUUAUCACAUUCUCGAAAUGAAACCCCAAACCUCCAAAAAAUGUACAUAUAUACAGUGGUACGAUUCCGCCAUAGUACGUAUCCUCCAAAUUUUACAUAGUUACUCCCCUUUGAUAAAUGAUCGCCAUGGACCCUGCACAAAAAUUUCGUUUAACAGUUUUCUCUCAUAGAAAUUAUAUCAGAUAAGGACAUUUCUAUUACGAUAUUUCUCUCAGAGCAGCUUCUGAUCUAAGAAUGCAAUAUUCAAUAAUAAAAGCGUCAUACUGGCGUCAUUUUAAAGUCUUACUUCCUGCAAGGAAAUAAAAGCUGACAAGAUGGACAGUAAUCUAAACAAAGACACACUUUGUGAGAAGUUAUCACCUGAAUUGCAAAAAAGUGGUGUUCAAAGAAAUAAGAUGCUCAGUCCGUGUAAAAUGACACAUAGAUGUUAUAUUUGUGAGAAAACAUUUACUCAACGAAGGUAUCUGAAAACACAUAUGACAAUACAUACUGGCGAGAAGAAUCAUGUAUGUAAAAUUUGUGAUAAAGCAUUUUCUAAUCGAAGUUCUUUGAAUAGACAUAUGAGAAUACAUACGGGCGAGAAGAAUCAUGUAUGUGACAUAUGUGAUAAAGCAUUUUCUUAUCGAAGUAAUUUGAUCACUCAUAUGACAAUACAUUUUGGCAAGAAGAAUUAUCAAUGUGAAAUGUGUGAUACAAAAUUUUUUCAACGAAGUAAUCUAAAUAGACAUAUGACAAUACAUACUGGCGAGAAAAAUCAUGUAUGUAACAUAUGUGACAAAGCAUUUUCUCAACUAAAGUCUCUCAAUACACAUAUGACAAUACACACUGGCAACAAGAAUCAUCGAUGUAAACUAUGUGAUAAAACAUUUUGUCAUCAAAGUUCUCUCAAUAAACAUAUGACAAUACACACUGGAGUGAAGAAUUAUAUAUGUAAAAUAUGUGAUAAAGCAUUUUCUCAACAAAUUUAUUUGAUCAAGCAUAUUACAAUACAUACUGGCGAGAAGAAUCAUAUAUGUAAAAUAUGUGAUAAAGUAUUUUCUCGUCAAAGUAAUUUGAUAAGGCAUAUGACAAUACACACAGGUCACAAGAAUCAUAGAUGUGACUUGUGUGAUAAAGCAUUUUCUUCCCGAAGUAGUUUGAUCAACCAUAUAACAAUACACACAGGCGAGAAGAAUCAUAUAUGUAAAAUAUGUGAUAAAGCAUUUUCACAACAAAGUAGUUUGAAAACGCAUAUAACAAUACACACUGGCGAAAAGAAAUAUAGGUGUGAAAUGUGUGAUAAAGCAUUUUCUCAUCAAAGUCCGUUGGUCAGGCAUAUGACAAUACACAAUGGGGAGAAAAAUUAUUAAUGUAAAAUAUGUGAUAGAUCAUUUUCUCAACGAAGUUCUCUGAAUAAACAUAUGACAUUACAUACUGGCGAAAAGAAUCAUUUAUUUGACAUCUGAAAAAGCAAUAAUUAUUUAACUAAUAUAUGACUUUCAACUAAUAAAAUUAUGAAUGUGGACAAUGGCAAAAAGCCGAUCAAUUACAUCUAAAUUCUUUUUACUUUCUAACAACAUUUGACAAUGCCAACUACUCUAUUUUUUUUGCAAGCUUAUGUCGGUGUAACAAAUAAUGUAUUGCAAUACAUAGAGGAUAUUUAUUUAGUUCGGUGUAAGAUCGAAAUAUAUUUCACACAGUGAGCACCAAAAGGUAUAUUUCACACAGCCACGAGUGAAAUAUGGACUUUUGGUGUUCACAAGGUGAAAUAUAUUAAGAUCUUACACUAAACUUAACAAAUUUUCUUUUUAUUAUAUGCAAAGAAACGUUAAAAAAAAGACAUAAUACUGGAUGAAAAUGGCCUAAUAAUAAUACAACGUGACAUCAUUUACGACGUCAUGUCAUUAAGUUGGUUCCCAGUACUGUGCACGCAGGUAUUUCACUGAAACAACGUAAGGGCUUAAUUAAAUUCAAAACUGUUUUAAACAGUGAAAUUAUCAAUUUGAUAAUUUCACUGUUUAAAACAGUGAAGUUAUCAGUUUUAUAUCACUGAAAUUUUCUAUAAACCACCGAAAAGCAUGUUAUAAUUUUUAGCUCAUCUGUCACAAAGUGACAGGGUGAGCUUUUGUUUUUGCUUUUUGUCCGGCGUCUGUCCGGCGUCCGUCCGUCCGUAAAAUUUUACUUUAAAUGACAUCUCCUCAUAAACCACUAAGCCAAUUUCAUUCAAACUUCACAGGAAUGUUCCUUUGGUGAUAACCUUUAAAAAUUGUUCAAAGAAUUUAAUUCUAUGCAGAACUCUGGUUGCCAUGGAAACCGAUAGAAAAAACUUAAAAUAUCUUCUUUUAAAAAACCCAAAGAGGUAGAGCUUAGAUAUUUGGCAUGAAACAUCUUCUAGUGAGUGUCUUUCAAAUUUGUUCAAAUAGAAGCCCUGGGG